CUUUUGCAACUUUCCCAAGUCUGUGCAUGAGAGCGAGAGGAGGAAAACUCAGAGGGAAGUGGUGUGGCUUCAACAGACUUUUUUUUGCCUGUCUUUAUCACAAAGCCUUUUCCCUGGCCCUGCUGAGACCAUUGCUCUAAGAGACCCCAGACUGAGAGAGGACUCCCAGCUGUCCUCGGAGCGGAGGCCGCGUGCUACACAGCCACAGCUGCUCUGAAGCCCCUCCAUGAAUCCCCGGAAGAAGGUGGACCUGAAACUCAUUAUCGUCGGAGCCAUUGGUGUGGGAAAGACCUCCCUCCUUCACCAAUAUGUGCACAAGACAUUUUACGAGGAAUACCAGACCACGCUGGGGGCCAGCAUCCUCUCGAAGAUUAUUAUAUUGGGUGACACAACUUUGAAGCUACAGAUCUGGGACACUGGCGGUCAGGAGCGGUUCCGCUCCAUGGUGUCCACGUUCUACAAAGGUUCCGAUGGCUGUAUCCUAGCGUUUGAUGUCACUGACCUGGAGUCUUUUGAAGCCCUGGAUAUCUGGCGGGGUGACGUUCUGGCCAAGAUUGUCCCCAUGGAGCAGUCCUACCCCAUGGUGUUGCUGGGGAACAAAAUCGAUCUGGCAGACCGCAAGGUACCCCAGGAAGUAGCGCAAGGCUGGUGUAGAGAGAAAGAUAUUCCUUACUUUGAAGUCAGUGCCAAGAACGACAUCAAUGUGGUGCAGGCCUUUGAGAUGCUGGCCAGUCGGGCUCUGACGAGGUACCAGAGCAUCUUAGAGAAUCACCUCACAGAAUCCAUCAAGCUCUCGCCAGAUCCAUCAAGGAGCAGAUGCUGCUGACCCCCGGACGCCUGCCCUGGGUGCCCAGAAACAGAGCCUGCCCCGGGCCUGGUCACCCCCCGCUUGAGGACAGAUGACCAUCCCCCUCCAGGCCCACUGCCUGCCCAAGCACAGCAGAGGGGACCCAGGCUCCAUAGCAGAGCCCUUGACCCCGGUUCUGGGCCCAGAGUCGGAGGGCAGCCCCUGCCUUAGGCUGAGGACAGUGAGAGCAUCCAGAUGAAGCUCAGAAUGUCACAGCCAAACCCUGGCCCUGGGGAAGUCGCAGCUUCCGCAGGGGCUCCAGCUUUCCCGCUGCCCGUCCUCCCCCCACACACUCCCGCUCCAGAACGCACAGCUCCGCGACUGACCGGCCACUGACUAGAGUCUGGUUACAUCCUAUGGACAGACCUUCCUCACCGCCCCCCACCUCACACCCCGUCCACUGCAAGCAGAGCUCUGGACGGCGGCACAGCUCAACCUCCCUCAACCAGCAGGCCAAGGAGUAAAUGGCUGCACCCCACAUGCCGGGUUCGUCUCAGCUCCUCGCAGGAGCUCACGUGCCUGAGACCCACUCUCCUCCCUCCAAGGUAGAGGACUGAUGGAGCACAGGAGAAAUCACGAGGGACCCUGGCUCAUUCCUCCCUGCUGGGUGCUCAGGCAACUCACAUGAACCUCUGAGUCUCCACGUGUUCAUCUGUCCUGUGGGGGUGCUAUGUGCCUUCCCUGUAUCACAGUGUGAUGUGGGGUUUUGAGGACCAGAAGCUGUGCUUAAAUCUAGUUGAUGUUGUCAAUAUGCAUUUAUUUAUUUCUUCCACAAGCAUUUUUGCAUAUCCACUAUGUACAAUGCAUUGAGGUCCAGUGAAAACCAAAAGAGACAGGGACCCUGUUCUCCUGGAGCCAACAUCUGGUAAGUGCUAAGAACAAAGGGAAACAGGGUAAUGGGAUGGAGUGACAGAGGCUGGGAUGAGUUGCUAUUUUAGACGAAGUGGUCCAGGAGGGCUUUCCUGAGGAGGUGGCAUUUGGUCUGAGGGCUAGAGCAUGAGAAGGCAGCUGCCACCUGAGAGCUGGAGAAAGAACAUUCCAGGGAGAGGGAGCGUCAAGGCCCAAGGCCCUGAGGCAAGAACAAACCUGCCAUUUCCCAGGAACAGUGAAAGGACAUCCAUUGACCUAAGACAAAGCUGCUGUCCCAGAAACAAAGCAAAGGGGGGACCUAGCUCUCUUGGGCGGCUCCUUGAUGCUCUGCGGUCUGACCACCAGAGGGCAGCAGUGCUCCUUCUCAUCCCGGCUGAGCAGCCUGGAUGCUCAUCAACACCUGCGAGCUGUGUUUUCGUCCUUCAGAUGCUCAAACCUUGUUCACGGCUUGUGGCACGUUCGGCCCUUUGGGAUUUGUGAGACAAAGAAUUCCAAUUCCUUAAGCCUAGUAAGAAAUGAGCAAAAAUUUCCACAUACAUGACUCAGUCAAGAAAUACUGGAAUGAGAUGUGAGAGAGCUGAUGAAGCCUCCAUCCCUGCAGAUUCUAAGGCUGGAAUCUUUUUCUUCCGGCUCCAGGCAGCACGGACAGGGCCCAUCCUGGAGAGGGUGGACAAGAUGUCUUCUCGGGGUCUUCAAUGGCCAAGUCCAUGCCCACCACAGAAUCUUUCUGUCUACCCAGAAGUAUCCAUCUCUGAGUUCCAAGCAGAGCAGGGGAUGUUCACCUGUGACUGUCAUGUGACUUGGAAGAUACACCUAGGGAUCAGGGGGAGACCCACAGGGGGAUUUGGGAGCCAGUUCUCCCCCCACCUGGCUCUGGAGUGUGAACUGGUUCAUUCUGGACACCAGCAUGGAGCCAGCUCGGGAACGGUGGGAGGGCGGGGCGCCGGCAGCCUAGAGCACAGCUCUAUCUGUGUCCUUCAAGCUCCCGGGGAAAAAUGAUGAGCCCCAUGGGAAUGGCACUUUGCACAUCACAUGGGCUGUCCUGGGAGUCAGGCAGAGUGUGGAUUUUCACGUGCAGUGUGUACCCCGCAGCCUGUGCACUGCAAUGACAAGUGGAGCAUUUCUAAAGGUGCACAACAAAUAAGACGUGGUCUUCUUUGAUUUU
Molecule: messenger RNA, 2882 nt
Organism: Cebus imitator (Panamanian white-faced capuchin)
Lineage: Eukaryota; Metazoa; Chordata; Mammalia; Primates; Cebidae
Gene: RAB7B
Product: RAB7B, member RAS oncogene family
Exons: 6
Coding region: 227-826 (199 amino acids)
Biological process (GO): endosome to lysosome transport; phagosome-lysosome fusion
Cellular component (GO): phagocytic vesicle; late endosome; lysosome
Molecular function (GO): GTPase activity; GTP binding
Source: RefSeq, a predicted model, not a curated record